AUGGAUAAACAAACAUCAAUAGAAAGCCAAGGUAGCGUUCAUGUCCCAAUCAACAUUUUCGAACCACAAAGCAGCAUCGAAACAUCAACCAGCAAUGAGAAUACAUCAUCAUCGGUUUCAGGAAGAAGACAAGCGAACCGAGCACCUGAGAAGAAGCUGACUCUCUUUGCCCUCCGGCUAGCGGUUCUGGAGAAAGCAGCCACCGGGCUAGGAACCCUCGGAUUCAUCUGGGCCACCGUGGUUUUACUAGGUGGAUUCGCCAUCACUAUAGAUCAAACAGAUUUCUGGUUCAUUACUAUAAUUCUGUUGAUAGAAGGCACCCGGAUUUUUAGCCGGAGCCACGAGCUUGAAUGGCAGCACCAAGCAACUUGGUCGCUCACCGAUGCCGGAAUCAGUAGUUUCCGGGCAGUCAAGUCUAGAUCGCAUAUAGUCAUCAGAACUUGUAAGGCGGUGUUCGGUUAUAAUGGUGGUAGCAGAGAGGUUAAAGAGAGUGCUUCACAUCUGCGAAAGGUAAAAGGUAGAUACUUGGAGAAGAAGAAGACGUUGAAUCGGACAUGGACAAGUUCAGAUGUUCCUCUUCUUCCAUAUGGUCAAUGGGUGUUCUUAUCAAGAAAUAUCAGUCGUCUUCUUUAUUGGCUUCAGUUAGCAUCAGCAACAGCUUGUGUGGUGUUGUCGUUGAUAAAGCUAGUGAAGCAAAACUUUGGAGAAAUUGAGAAAGGAGAUACUGAUAAGAGAAACAGGAAAUCGGCUUUGAUUAUAUUUUAUUCAUUAGCGUUAGCUGAAGCGAUGUUGUUUCUUUUAGAGAAAGCUUAUUGGGAAUGGAAGGUGAUUAUCAAGAAACUGUUGGAUAAGAUAAACGAUGAGUGUGAGUUGGGACCAACGGGGAUGGUUUCUGUUCGGAGGUUUUUCUAUGAUGCAUACUCGAAAUGCGUUAAUGGAAGCAUCUUCGAUGGGUUGAAGAUGGAUUUGGUUUCAUUCUCGAUGGAGCUUUUGGACUCGGAUUCCUCCGAUGAGCAGCUGAUCGGAGUCAGAAUCUUGAAAAACUUCACGAAAAAUCAGCGGUUUUCAGAAGAUACACUUCAGAAAAUCGGAAUCACGAUUACUGUGAUAGAACGGUUGGUUGAAAUGCUAAACUGGAAAGACCCACAGGAGGAGGAGAUUAGGAAAUCAGCGGCGGAGAUACUGGCGAAACUCGCCGGAAAAAAACAAAACUCCCUUCGUGUUGCCGGGAUUCCAGGCGCCAUGGAGUCGAUUUCUUGUCUGUUGAACACCCAUAGAAACCAUAGCGCCACCGCAUGCGGUGAAAUCCCGAGAAAAGAGAUAAUUUCCGACAAAGAAAACUACGGGUACUGGGAAUUCAAUCAAUUGGGUCUUCAAAUCUUGAAGAAACUCGCUCAUGAUCAUAACAACUGUGGAAAGAUCGGGAACACGAAGGGUCUUCUAGCGAAAAUCAUAGAUUUCACCCACGCCGGAGAGAGAUUAUUAACGGAUACCCGGGUCACAGAAUCUCAGAUUCUUACAGUGAAAAGAUCUUUACAGGUGGUGAAGAUGCUCGUGAGCACCACCGGUGGCACCGGUAGACAGCUCCGAUCAGAGAUAUCGGAGGUGGUUUUCACGAUCACUUACAUAAGAGAUAUAUUAAAGUAUGGUGAAAAACACCCGAUGUUACAGAAACUUGGGAUCGAGAUUUUGACAAGUUUGGCAUUGGAAAACGAUGCAACGGAGAGAAUAGGGGCUACCGGAGGUGUUUUGAAGGAGUUGUUUAACAUUUUCUUUAGAGAAGGGUUGCCGGAAAACCAGAAUCAUGUGAGAAUAGCCGCCGGAGAAGCAAUUGGGAUGCUGGCAUUUGAAAGCGCCACCAAUUCUCAUCGUAUUUUGAAGUUGAAAGUGAGUGAGAAGCUUGUUGAUGCUUUGGAUAAUCCGUUGCUUCGUAUAAAUGCGGCGAUAAUUUUAAGGAAUUUAUGCAUUUACAGUGGACCAGGGUUCUUUCAACAGCUACGAGGCAUAACCAUGGCUGCACCUACUGUGCUCAGAGAAAUCAUGACACAAGAAAACAAGUUGCAGGAAGUGAUGGUGGGACUAGCAGCACAUGCCUUCGGAUAUAUGACAUCAAAUGAAGCUAAUGUCGUGUUCAAGAAAGCCGGGAUACAAGAGUAUGAUUUAGCAAUGGCACUCGUGCAAAUUUUGAAGAAAAAUCCACAACCACAAACCAAGAUUCCAAGAAUAAGGAGAUAUGUAGUCGAGUUGGCAACUUGGAUGAUGAAAAAUAACAAUAAAAAUAUCGAUAUUUUCAAGCAUCUUGGGAUGGAAAAAGAGUUUGAAGAUAGAUUCCCUUUCAAAAACAUCAAAACCAAUGAGAAUUAUGAAGAUGAAGAUCACAUAAAACUUCAUGGUAGCAUUUUUCAUGAAGAUCAUGAACCAGCUCAGACAGUUGAACCUACACAUGAUGAAAACCAACAAAACCACAAUGACAAUGAUACCCUCACUGGUGAUCAUGUUCAAAACGAGUCAGACUCUACAACACAUGGUGAGGAAGAACCCAAUACAAUGGAAUCUGAUUGUCAUGAUAACUAA
Messenger RNA from Lactuca virosa, 2574 nucleotides. Lineage: Eukaryota; Viridiplantae; Streptophyta; Magnoliopsida; Asterales; Asteraceae. The record is from the annotation of a GenBank genome assembly.